Molecule: messenger RNA, 1525 nt
Organism: Meloidogyne enterolobii
Lineage: Eukaryota; Metazoa; Nematoda; Chromadorea; Rhabditida; Meloidogynidae
Source: the annotation of a GenBank genome assembly
GGAAGGAAACAAACAACCGAAAAAAAUGCCUCUCAAAAUUCCUACCAAUGAAAAAGACAAUUCACAACUCUUACAAGAACAGCAAAAAGACGAAAUAAAUAAUAAAAUGGUGUGUGAAGAAGAAGAAGAAAGUGAUACAGGAAGGGGUUUGGCUAAAUCUUUGACGUUAAUGAAUGGUGUUUCGAUGAUUGUUGGAUGUAUCAUUGGAUCGGGAAUUUUUCUGUCACCUACGGGAGUUCAAAGAGAGGCUGGAAGUGUUGGAUUGUCUCUUCUAAUAUGGAUAUUUUGCGGUUUGUUUGUUGGACUUGGCUCUUAUUGUUAUGCCGAACUUGGUACUUUGAUUAAAAAAUCUGGUGGAGAUUAUGCUUAUAUUAUGGAGGCUUUUGGACCUUUUUUGGCAUUUAUUCGAUUAUGGGUUGAAGCUAUUAUUGUUAGGCCAUGUACUUGUACAAUUGUUUGUUUGACCUUUGCUACUUACAUUCUUCGACCGUUCUUCCCCAAUUGUUCCCCGCCUUCAGGAAUUAUUCAAAUGAUUGCUGCUGCUUUGAUAAUUUUUUUGACGACUUUAAAUUGUGUUUCUGUUAGGUGGUCAACAAUUGUUAUGGAUACCUUUACUGUUGCCAAAAUAUUUGCUCUUUUGCUUAUUACUUUUACAGGAAUUUAUUUGUUGGUUAGCGGAGAUCCACUUUAUCGAAAGUCAUUUGAGAACAUUUUUGAAGACACAAAUACCAAUAUUGGCAAAGUUUCAAUAGCCUUUUAUUCUGGACUUUUUGCCUAUCAAGGAUGGAAUUAUUUAAAUUUUAUUAUUGAAGAGCUUCAAAAUCCUAAAAGAAAUCUUCCUCUUGCAAUUCUCAUCUCAACCGUUUCUGUUACUAUAAUUUAUGUUUUUACAAAUGUUGCUCUCUACACAGUUAUUAGCCCACAAGAAAUGUUGGCUUCUGAUGCUGUUGCUGUGGAAUUUGCAAAUAAAAUGUAUGGACCUUUAGCUUUUACAAUGCCUAUAUUUGUUGCUUGUUCGACUUUUGGAUCAGCAAAUGGAGUGAUUUUCACAUCAUCAAGACUUUUCUAUGUUGGCGCUAGAGAGGAACAAAUGCCAAUUGCAUUAACUAUGAUAAAUAAACAAACGAGAACACCAAUACCGGCAGUAGCAUUUCUGGGAUUCUUGUCACUUUGUUAUUUAGCUUUUGGAGAUGAUGCAAUAACUCUAAUAAAUUAUAUCCAAAUAAGUUAUUGGUUGGCUAUAGGUUUAGCAAUUUCUGCACUUUUUUAUCUUCGCAAAAAAAUGCCAAAUGCUCCAAGACCGAUAAAAGUUAAUUUAAUAUUUCCUUCUUUAUUUUUGUUUGGAUGUAUGGCACUUGUUGUUAUACCUAUUGUUGGGAAUCCUAAGGAUACAGCAAUUGGAAUAGCAAUAAUGUUGACAGCUAUACCUGUCUAUUUACUUUUUAUUUAUUGGAAAAAUAGGCCAAUGUGGAUUUACAGAGCUUCGGGUAUUUUUUUGUUGUUUAAUAAAAUAUUUUUUAUUUGA